This is a messenger RNA of Didymodactylos carnosus, 1395 nucleotides long. The record is from the annotation of a GenBank genome assembly. NCBI's taxonomy places the organism in Eukaryota, Metazoa, Rotifera, Eurotatoria, Philodinida, Philodinidae.
AUGGCUAUUGACACGCCCAGUCCUAACCAAGCACGAUCCAUUAUUAUAUUGGCACCUCAAACGGAUAAUCCUGACGUUCGAGUAAUAAAAACAAUAUUAGCAAUAAGAAAUAAUCCACAAAGAACUAAAAUUAAUUUUCAUAUUGUUGCUGAAAUAACCGAACGAAUUAAUUUAGAUGUGGCAUUGAUUGCAGGUGGAGACGAAGUUAUGUUUGUCCAUUCCGAUGAAAUCAUUGCACGUAUUAUGGCUCAAUCAGGUCGACAAAGUGGUUUGGCUGUUAUAUUAUCAAGUCUAUUAUCAUUUCGAGACGAUGAAAUUUAUUUUAAAUAUGAGAGAGCACUUAUUGGUAGAACAUUUCAUGAUGCUCUAUUUGCAUACGAGAAAUGUUCGGUAAUUGGACUGAUGCUAUCCGAUGGAACAGUUAAAAUGCUUCCUCCAUUGGAUACAGUAAUCAAUAUGGAUGAUCAAAUAAUAGUUAUAGCAGAAGAUGAUGAUAAAAUUUCAUUAUCAUCAAAUUAUUUAGCACGCAUAGCUAAAUAUUCUUCUCCAAUAUCACAGUUAGUAAUAACUCUUAGUGCAAUUCAAUUAUCAAAAACUACGGCAACAAAAGUAGAACGAAACAUUAUAUGUGGCUGGAACAAUAAAAUCCCUUUAAUAGCUAAAGAAUUGGAGAAUUAUGUUUCUCAUGGUAGUGAACUUCAUAUAUUAACAAAUUCUGUUGAAGCCCAGAAAUUCGUAUCUAACCACUUAGUCAAUGAGUUAGAACACCAAAAAUUAUAUUUUCAUUCAGGUCAUAUGACACGUCGGCAAGAUUUGGAAAAGCUAAAUUUAUCAACCUAUAAUUAUGUUAUGCUAGUACCCAGUGAAGACGGUCGAGAAAAAAAUUUAAUCGAAGAAGCAGAUACUGAAUGUAUAAUUUGUUUAUUAUAUAUACGAGAUAUAAUUGAUAAAUCAAACUGGGGUAAAAUAUUUAAUAUUAUAACAGAAAUGUACAGCGUACGUAAUAGUAAACUGGCUAAUAUGGCAAGCGCAGAUGACUAUAUAAUUAGUCCAAAUUUGGUAUCAAAAUAUAUUACACAAUUAUCUGAAAAUAAAAACAUAAAAAAAGCAUACGAUGUUUUAUUGACACCUAAUGGUCCUGAAAUUCUUUUAUGUGAAGCCUCCAUAUUUGUUCCACUAAAUACACCAGUGAGCUAUUACGAAGUUUUACAAUCAACAUUAAAAUUUCAAUGUGUGGCUAUUGGUUACAGACUAAUGAAAUAUGUACAUGAUCAAACAAAACUCUAUGGCAUCGUUAUAAAUCCAAAUAAACAAAAACAAAUAAUAUUUGGAGAUAAUGAUAAGAUUAUUGUUUUAGCUGACCAGACAGUUGUAGCCUCGCAUUUUGAGCUAUAG